This is a messenger RNA of Saccostrea cuccullata (small rock oyster), 1356 nucleotides long. RefSeq lists its product as uncharacterized. The transcript is spliced from 6 exons. Lineage: Eukaryota; Metazoa; Mollusca; Bivalvia; Ostreida; Ostreidae. The record is from RefSeq and is a predicted model, not a curated record. Bases 46 to 1140 code for a protein of 364 amino acids.
UUUAUGUUUAUAAAAUUGAGCAUAUGACAGUAAAUAGUACUUUUUAUGUUUUGGGAUUGUUUGAAAGGUCAUACUCAGGAUGUAAGAUGCGAUGCUAAACAGUCAUCUACCAACGGAUCGUCUUCUGCACAUUUCGCUUGUGAUGACUACUUGGACACAUUUUCCCUUACCAGAAAUGACCGAAAACAGUACUGGUCAAUGACCCUUGAUAGAGAUUAUUCAAUCUUCUGGAUAUUCCUAAGCAUUCGCUGCGGACAAUACGCCAUCCACAUACAGAAAGAAUUCCAUAAACCCCGAAUUUGUUCCCAAAUUGAAAGAACGUGCAAUACAACUACCCAAAGUGAAAUUGUAAAUUGCAACCUCGAUAACUAUGGACCUAUUGAAGGAAACAAAAUUAUUAUUUUUAAACUAGAUCAUGGCGCCCUGCAAAUUGAUGAAAUAAAACCAAUAAAAUUUGAAUCUUGGAAUAUCCCGCUAAAGAACCAUUCUGGUGGCGAUGAAGGCAAAAAGAUUUUAGACGGUGAUGUAGACACCUACUUUGUAAUUGAAGCACGGGACAAUGCAACAUGGUAUAUGAUGCUGAACAAUAGUUAUAAAAUUAAAUGGAUACUGCUUUCUAUCAGAGGAGGCGAAUACGAGAUGCACGUAUCUAAAACUCUGCGGCAUCUAAAUACGUCGACCCUGUGCAAAUUAUUGAAGCUUAAUAAUCCGGCAACAAAAUACCACAUUAUAGUAGAGUGUGAUAAAGAAUUUAAAGGGAACUCUAUUGUUAUUAGAAGAAUCGACGAAGGACCAUUGAGGCUGUUUGAAGUACAUCCUAUAAUUUGUCCUGUAAACCACUAUGGAAUAAACUGUGCUAAAUGUAGAAAAGCCUGUGCUUCCUGUAACCCUAUAUCUGGGAUAUGUAACCUAUGCAACGGAUCUUUGUAUGGGGAUUACUGUCAACAUCAGUGUCCUACAACGUGCCUAAAAACGUGUAACCAAAAAGCUGGACGUUGUCAAAGUUGUAGAGAGGGUUUUUACGGAAACUACUGUGAACUUCAAAUGUCCCCUGCAUAUAUCAAAACUGAGGAGUUCAUCAACAAUCCUGGAUGGGCUUCUUCUGAAGCAAUGGUUGUCUACAAAGGUACAUCGACAUAAUUUUAGCUACAAUAUAUUUCAUGAAUCGAGAUAAAGGUCCUAAUAUUUAUGGUGUUGAAGGCAUAAUUGAACUUGUUAGAAUUUCCCCACAGUCGAAUUCACUCGGAAGUGAGACUUUUCCCGGAAGUUUGAUUUAAGUGUUAGACUUCCUUCUUUAGACUCCGACCUUUAAAAUAUCUAGUGAUUACUAUAUAGCGGAUGGACCAAGUAUUAGGA